AUGAGGACGAGCAGCGGCAGUGCUCGAGACGGGGGCUUGGCGAGGGAGGAAGGGACGGGAAGCAUGGGCGGCAGCAGCAGGAGAAGGAGGAGAGGAUCCAGCGCGAGGACGCUCGCGGCGGGGCUGGCGUUGACCCUUGCCGCCUGCUCGACUCCGGCGUACGGAUCCAAGGCGUAUCAUGCUCUCGAGCGUGCGGCCCAAGCCUCUGUCUACACUCGAACAACGGCACCAGCUGCGGAGACGAUUCUUUCAUGA
Messenger RNA from Ectocarpus siliculosus, 255 nucleotides. NCBI's taxonomy places the organism in Eukaryota, Phaeophyceae, Ectocarpales, Ectocarpaceae. The record is from the annotation of a GenBank genome assembly.